This is a messenger RNA of Caretta caretta (loggerhead turtle), 5966 nucleotides long. RefSeq names its product integrator complex subunit 4 (gene INTS4). The record is from RefSeq and is a predicted model, not a curated record. Gene Ontology annotation, biological process: snRNA processing. Lineage: Eukaryota; Metazoa; Chordata; Testudines; Cheloniidae. Gene Ontology annotation, cellular component: integrator complex.
CCGGGUGAGGGGGAAGGAGAAGGAGGGCACGGCACGGCACGGCGGCGGAGGCGGCUCACGCCCUGCUGAAGGCGAACGGCGGCGGGGGUGGCGGGGCACAGCAUGGCGGCGCACCUGAAGAAGCGGGUGUAUGAGGAGUUCACUAAGGUCGUCCAGCAGCACGAAGAGAUCUCCGCCAAGAAGCUGCGGCUGACCAAGCCCAGUAAAUCGGCGGCGCUCCACGUAGAUCUGUGUAAGGCCACUUCGCCGGCAGAUGCUCUGCAGUAUCUGCUUCAGUUUGCCAGGAAACCAGUGGAGGCGGAAAGCGUGGAAGGAGUUGUCAGGAUCUUGCUGGAGCAUUACUACAAGGAGAACGAUCCCUCUGUGAGAUUGAAGAUUGCUUCCUUGCUAGGUUUGUUAUCGAAGACGGCAGGAUUUUCUCCAGACUGCAUUAUGGAUGAUGCAAUUAACACGCUUCAAAAUGAGAAGUCCCACCAAGUUCUUGCUCAACUGCUUGAUACCCUGUUGGUGAUUGGGACGAAACUCACAGAGAACCCAGCUGUCAGAAUGAGACUGCUAGACGUAGCCUGCAAGUAUCUGACGGACUCCUCCCAUGGUGUCAGAAACAAGUGCCUCCAACUGAUUGGUUAUCUUGGAUCUGUGGAAAAAGGUGCCACAAAAGAAGCUGAAAGCCUGGCUACCAAAGAUGUCCAGAAGAUAAUAGGGGACCACUUUAUUGAUCAGGACCCUCGUGUUAGGACUGCAGCUAUAAAAGCGAUGCUGCAGCUACAUGAAAGAGGAUUAAAAUUGCAGCAGACUAUUUACAGUCAGGCUUGCAGAUUGCUCUCAGAUGAUUAUGAACAGGUACGCAGUGCUGCCGUUCAGUUGAUCUGGGUCCUCAGUCAGCUGUAUCCUGAGAGCAUUGUCCCAAUUCCUUCUUCCAAUGAAGAAAUUCGCUUAGUUGAUGAUGCAUUUGGAAAAAUAUGUCAUAUGGUCAGUGAUGGCUCAUGGGUUGUUAGAGUGCAAGCUGCUAAGCUGUUGGGAUCUAUGCAGCAAGUUAGUUCCCAUUUCUUGGAGCAGACACUUGACAAGAAGCUGAUGUCAGAUCUGAGGAGGAAGCGCACUGCACAUGAACGAGCCAAAGAGCUCUACAGCUCUGGGGAGUUUUCAAGUGGCAGAAAAUGGGGAGACGAUGCACCCAAAGAAGAAAUAGACACAGGCGCUGUGAACUUGAUUGAAUCGGGAGCUUGUGGGGCUUUUGUUCAUGGCCUGGAAGAUGAAAUGUAUGAGGUUCGGAUUGCUGCAGUUGAGGCCCUCUGUAUGCUGGCUCAAUCUUCACCUUCUUUUGCAGAGAAGUGUCUUGAUUUUCUAGUAGACAUGUUUAAUGAUGAGAUUGAAGAGGUAAGAUUGCAGUCGAUACACACGAUGAGAAAAAUCUCCAACAACAUAACGCUGCGAGAGGACCAGCUCGAUACCGUGCUAGCUGUCUUAGAGGAUUCCUCCCGAGACAUUCGGGAAGCACUUCAUGAACUACUGUGCUGCACCAAUGUCUCGACUAAAGAAGGCAUCCAUCUUGCACUGGUGGAGCUGCUGAAAAACCUAACCAAAUAUCCUACUGACAGAGAGUCCAUAUGGAAGUGCUUAAAGUUCCUGGGAUGCAGGCAUCCUACUCUGGUGCUUCCACUGGUCCCAGAGCUGCUGAGUACACAUCCGUUUUUUGACACCCCAGAACCUGACAUGGAUGACCCAGCCUAUAUUGCUGUUCUGGUUCUCAUUUUUAAUGCUGCUAAAACUUGCCCAACAAUGCCAGCAUUGUUCUCGGAUCAUACUUUCAGACACUAUGCCUAUCUUCGUGACAGUCUCUCUCAUCUUGUCCCUCCAUUGAGAUUGCCAGGUAGAAAACUAGUAUCCUCCCCUGUUUCCCCCAGUGUUACCCCUCAUGAAGAUCCUUCCCAGCAGUUCCUGCAGCAGAGUCUUGAGAGAGUUUACAACCUUCAGCACCUAGACCCACAGAGCACACAGGAGCUGCUUGAAUUCACCAUUCGUGAUCUUCAGAGGCUUGGAGAACUUCAGUCAGAACUGGCAGGGGUGGCAGACUUCUCCGCAACUUACCUUCGGUGUCAGCUGCUCCUCAUCAAGGCCCUUCAGGAAAAACUCUGGAAUGUGGCAGCUCCUCUCUACCUGAAACAGAAUGCUUUGGCAUCAGCUGCUGCAAAACAGAUUAUGGAAGAAACUUACAAAAUGGAGUUUAUGUACAGUGGCGUGGAAAAUAGACAAGUGGUCAUUAUUCACCACAUGAGACUGCAAGCGAAAGCAUUACAACUUAUAGUGACUGCACGUACUACUAGAGGAGUGGAACCCCUUUUUGGAAUGUGUGAAAAUUUUUUACAGGAAGUGGAUUCUUUUCAGAGAUGUUUUAUUUCUGAACUGCCCCAUAUGCAAGACAGCUUUGUGGAUAAGCUGCUGGAUUUAAUGCCCAGACUUGUGACCUCCAAGCCUUCAGAAGCGGUGAAGAUCCUGCAAACAACGCUACGCCAGAGCACCUUCCUUCACCUUCCUCUCCCAGAGCAGAUCCACAGAGCUACUGCAGCUAUUAUUGAACCUGCUGGCGAAUCUGAUAACCCUUUGAGGUUUACGUCAGGACUAGUGGUGGCAUUGGAUGUCGAUGCAACUCUGGAACACGUGCAAGACCCUCAGAGCACAGUUAAAGUUCAGGUAUUAUAUCCAGAUGGACAGGCACAGUUAAUCCACCCUAAACCAGCUGACUUUCGAAAUCCUGGUCCUGGAAGGCACAGAUUGAUAACUCAGGUUUACCUUUCUCAUACUGCCUGGACAGAGCCAUGUCAGAUUGAAGUGAGGUUACUACUGGCAUACAACUCCAGUAGGAGCAAGGCGUCCACUAGACUCUCAAAAUCCACCUGGAUUGACAGCAUGGAGGCUCUUCCACCAUCUGAAUGUGGCAUUGAGGGAACCAUAGCAUUCAGCAAACCUGUCAAAGUGUAUAUAAUGCCCAAACCUGCCAGACGGUGAAGUCAAUCACUAAUAGACUUUAUUUGCGGGAUUGUUGGGUUAUAUGUAAACAAAUUGCUAUGUUCAAGAUAGUGAAUCAGACCAAAACAGUGUUACCUUUUAAAUAAAUAAAAAAAAAAGGGUACAUCAGAAGAAGACAAAAUAACGAAUGGCAUCCCCUAUCAAAAAGCUGGUUGAUUUUUAUAAAAUGUACCAGAUUUUGCAGAUGGUUGUGAAUGGUUACAUUGAAUACACAAAUGGUUACAGUCAAUACACAGACAUUUCUAAAUCAAAGCAACAAAAACAAGACAAUUCCUAAUUAAGAUUGGCAUUCCCUCCAUUAAUAUUCUCACUGGGCCAAAUUUUGCAGUCCUUAGUUCCUACCUAGGCAAAACACCCAGUGGCUUCCAUGGGAGAUUUUUCCUGAGUGAGUGGUAGAUACAGCUGGCAAUAUUUAUUAUGCAAAUCUAUAGUAAAGAUGUAGAUGUGUAUUACAGUCUUAUGACAAUGAUAAAUCAGGCAGAGUUUUAGGAAUGUCUAGAAUGUGUAUUUGUGCAUUGGUCCUUGUAUGUCCAGUAAAAAUCCUUCUCUAAAGAGCUGUCAUCCUGGUGCAGGAGGUACUUAGUUAUAUAACUUGGGCUGGCUUAAACAUUGUGCACCGUAUUGAAGUUAGUGGCAUUGCAUGGAAUAUUAAUCCAUGCCACGUUUGGGGUGUUGUCUGUUUUUAAAACAAAAAAUCUGUCACCAACAAUGAGACUUUAUUUUGCAUACUUAGGUUGGUUACCUAACUUAGCAAUGCAACAGCCGUGUAAAAUCAGUGACUUACUUUCCUUUCCCUAACAUGACAGGGAGGCAAUAUAUAUUUACCCAGUGAACUUAAACUCUUCUUCUCAACUUUGUUUUGUGUCUCUCCGUAUGAAGAAUGUGUGCCAGUGGCCCAGGCUUCAGAGUUAAUAGCUGUUUUGUUCCAGUAUAAUGCAGACUGUUGCUGGAAUCUUGUGCUGAGCUUAUCCUGCUAUGGUUAGAUAACUAGCCUUUUAGUUUGUGCAACUCUGCAUCAGUGUUGAUAGUCAAAGGUGUUAUACGAAUAAAAUAAUAACCAGCAGGAUCUUAUUAAAGGGAAAAAGGCAAAAUGCCACAUUUAUUGUAAGUACAGAAAGAAUCAUAGUAAGCAGUUAGUUAUAGCUAUAACAUUCCAUUCAAUUUCAUAAUUAUUCUCACACACACAUACACACUCUGCAAGGUUGUUAUCAUAGUUACCAGCCUUAGAGUUGCUCAUGCCAAGCCACUGGCCAGGGGGCCUGGACAUGAGGAGGGAGCAGGGCCUUGUCUGAUGCUCCUGGAAGUUGGUUUGCAGAAUCAGACCCCAAAGUUCUCACUUUCUAGAGUCCAUUUUUAUAAGAAUUUCUUCCUAUGCCAGUCUAUGGGCAUUGCUUCAUCAUGCUGUUGCUGAAUCAAUCAGCAGAUGGCACAUUCCUGAUGGUGCCGUGCUGCUGAUGUUAUCUUGUUCUUUGGUUCUCCCAUUCUUGAGGCUGCUGGGUGGAUUCCAGUCUGCCCUCCGGGGGUCCUCUGGUUAUUUCCACUUGACGCCUUCUUCAGCCGAUGGACACUGGAUUCUUAGGCUGGUGCCUCCCUGAUCAUUCAGUUAUUAUCCACACCAAGCAUCCAUCUACAUACAUCCUCUAUCUCUAUUUUAAUCACAAUUGUAAACAAAGCAAGAUGAAUACAACAAAAGGACGGGGAGUCUCUGGGUGCUGUUUCUGUUGUUACAGAGUAUUGCUUUGAGUCUCUCUCUCUGUGUGAGUAGUUGUCGUUUCAAAGAAUUGCUUUGAGAACAGAUUUUGUCUUAGAAUGUACUAACACAAUUAGUAGCUUGCAAGUUUCACACAUAGAGGUAGAGAAACAGUACCAAAAACCAAGAGACCUCUUGAUUAGUAAUACCCUGGAAUUUAAACUAUGGGGAAUCAAACUCAUUUGUGAUUUUAAUACAGAACUUCUUUAAUAUGAUCCAACAAAGGAACUCUAAGAUCUGCUUUAGUAGCUGGUCAUAGUCAGUUAAGUGCUACUGAGCUACGUUGUGCCUAUCCUUUGAGCAGGUACGCAAGUGGUGGAAUCAAAGGCAUAAGGAGAUUUACCUAAGGGACAGGCACAGUUUGCAACCCUUCAGUCAAGGAGCAGGAGGAUUGUUAUUGGCUCGUGUCCACUGCCCCAUGCUCUGGGAGGUGCUAUACCUGCCUGAGAGAUGCUUCUGUUGGGAAGGUGUCUCUGCACCGCUCUGUAACACAGGGCUGUGCCUCCUGUGAUUUCCAGCUGUGUCGGAUAGGAGUUACUGGAAGCACUUAGCCCAGUAGCCAAAUGUUGCCUGUGUUCAUCAAUUAUUUGUAAAAAUGUGCAUUUGUAGCAAGUAAACUGAAUUGUUAAGAGAUGCUUUUUCACUUGCAUACAAAUUAACAUAAAUAAUUUUGCAUAAAAUACCCUUUAAGCGUGCUUUUCUACAAUAAAACUGAAAACCCCAACCUAGCCAGUUUCUAUUUAUUAUAAUAGUUAACAUGUAUUGUUGUAGGGGUUUGUGCUAAUGAUGAGAGGUCACUACUUGUUUAGACUAAGAUAUUGGCAUGCUUCAGGAGUUGAGGCACGAAGCCAAAUGCCUGUAACCACUCAGCUGUAUUAGGUAUUCCUGAAUUAAACCUCACUUCAUAACAUUAUUGCUCUUACAAAUUGUUUUUAUAUUUCACCUUUAGGGCCCUGGUUUGAAAACAGCCUGCGUCUGUAGCAACAGAGUUACCAGCUAACUGCUGUAUGGCGGCCUAAGUUCAGUUCCCAGCGGACAGGGUUUGAUGUACAUCUCUUAUUAUGAAGCUGUAUCCUGGGCAAAUUCUUGAUGUAUUGAGCUACCUCCUUAUGGAUGUUCUUACACUUGUUUUACACUUCGGCAAUAUUUGUAUAGUUUGUCAUCCCAAUAAAAAAUUUGGAUUCAA